AUGGCAGAAGGUCGAGUCAGAGGCGGCUGGAACAGGCACGUGACGACACGCAAUGCGAAGCAGACUCGGAAGAAAAGGGCGAGAAAUGAUGAGACUACAGCGGGAGGUCCUGUAAUUUGCUCCGCCGCGGUGUUAUUCCAGGGUGAGAGUGACAAUAACGAGGUUCGCCGCUAUACAGACCGAACGCCACGUGCCGAUCGCCGUGUUACGCGCGCGCGGCUCGCGCAGGGGCUUCCCCCAAUCCGUUUCCCGCCGUCCCCGCGCAAAACGAGUCGUUUACCACUCCCUUCCCCAAUCCGCCUCACUGAGACGAAAAGGCGAAACUAUCCAUCCGCCGUCCCCGCCGUUCCGCCGGCCCCGCGGCGCAUCCGCCGUCUCCCGUCCGCCUCCACGUUGUCAACCGAUCCCCCCUCCGUGGCCCCAUCCGCCAUCUCCUGGCCGACUCCCCCACCGUCCCCCAACCGCUUUCCCUCAUCGCCCCCCCUCCCCAUCCGCCUCCAUCCGCAUUCAUCCGCAGUCACACCCAAUCCGCGUCCCCCCCAUCCGCCUUCCCCUCAUCCGCCCCCCGAUCCGCUCUCCCACAUACGUCCUCAGAUCCCCUCCUCCAAUUCUCCUCCCCUCUUCCGCCUUCCCCCAUCUCCCCUCAUCCGCAUUCCCUCCAAUCCUCAUUCCUUCUUCCGCCACUUCGCCAUCCCCCCAUCACCUUCCUCCCAUCCGCCUUUUCCCCUCCGCCUUUCCCCCCACCCGCUUUCCUCCAUCCACUUUCCCCCAUCCACCUUCCCCCAUCCGCCUUCCCCCAUCCACCUUCCCCCAUCCGCCUUCCCCCAUCCACCUUCCCCAUCCGCCUUCCCCUUCCCCCAUCCGCCUUCCCUUCCCCAUCCGCCUUCCCCUUCCCCCCAUCCGCCUUUAUCGAAUCCACUUUCCCCCCACCCUCCGCCACCCGUCCACCGCCACCCAUCCGCCGCCACCCAUCCGCCGCCACCCAUCCGCCCCCCCGGAUCAGUUCUCCUUUCGCUCGCGCCCCCAUCUGUCUCCCCGCUCUCUCCUUCCCCACUAUCUUCCCCCAUUGCCUCGCCCAGCGCCCUGGUUCACAGUGCUGGUGGCGGCGUGGGUGCGUGCUCCCCCUGGUUCACGGUGCUGGUGACGGCAUGGGUGUUGUGUGGUCUUGUCGUGGCGGCAUGGCUGCUGUGGGACCGGCACUCGCAGUACGAGAGCCGCAGGGAGGAGGCGCUGGGCGUGUGGUGCAAGGAGCGCGCCCUCAUGCUGCAGCAGCUCGUGCUCACCCAUGUGGGGCAAACCCAGACACUGACAGGCAUAAUAUCAGUGAUGGGCAGGCCAGGGCAGAGGCACAAGUGGGAGUUGGACACGUGUUUGAACGGCAGCACGUGGGAGGCAUACCUCACUCGCACCGCCUAUGCUCGCCCAGGGAACACAGGGGCACUCUCUUGUGUUUUCGUGAAAGACGAAGAGAGGGCGGCCUUUGAGAGACAGUACGGCAGCAUAAGAGACAACACUCUCAACGUCAGUGCCAACCGCCCCAUCUACUGCCCCAAGAUCCUCCAAUUCUCCACAACAUUGGCCAUGAAUGGCACGCAGAACGUUGAUGUCAUGAAGCGAUUCGUCACGGAGGUUCCGCUGGCUGUGGAGGGAAGGCCGUUCUACACAUGGCCGUAUCCCUUGGCUGGAUCGUCAACCAAUGCUGGUUUCGGCGUGGCCUUUCCUCUCCGUCGCAGUCUCCUCACAAACCACUCGCAGCAUGCAACCACAUCCAUGGUGUAUGGGACCCUUGCGGCAUCCGUUGACGCAACAUCCAUCGCUCAGAAGGUCGUGGAAGAGUUGUACGCACGUGACCCGUCAAAGUCUUUCGAACUCUACGACGUCACAAACCGAUCGAUGCUCUUCGCCAUCGUCUCACCGGUCCCGCCACACAUCUUCUACCUCCCCAACGACCCUGUCGCUCGCAUGCUUCCCUCUCCCACGUCCGAAACUCGCCCCUGGGAAAACCCGGCGAUGGUGUCCUUAGAUGAGAUGGGAGCAGGCGUGCGCAAGUAUGAAGUUUGGUGCAGGCACACAGAGCCUCCCAACACGUGGCAAUCGUGGGGCGUGCCCAUCCUCAUCGCCCUCUUCGCCCUGCUCCUCGUGCUGCUCGUGGUGGUGGCGGCACGGAUUCAGCGAGCCCAGUUCUUCCAGACCCAGCAGCAGAUGGCGGAGGCGGAUAGACUGAGGAGGAAGGCGGAGGAUGCAGAGGCAUCAAAGAGCAUGUUCGUGGCAUGCAUGUCUCAUGAGCUCAGGACGCCGAUGACAGGGAUCAUUGGCAUGCUCGAUGCUUUGGCAGACAUGUCCCUCCAACCUCCUCAGCUAUCAGACCUCCUCAGCGCACGGGGGUGUGCGAUGGAUGCACUGCAUCUGGUCAACCGCGUGUUGGACCUGGCGAAGCUGGAGGCAGGGAAGGCGGUGGUGGAUGAGACGGGCUUCAAUGUACGCGACUGGCUUCAAGGGGCGUUGGAUUGGCACGUGGAGGCGGCACAUUGCAAAGGCAUAGAAUGUGAGUCGCUCAUUGUGGCGGGCAAGGUGGUGGUGGAUGAGACGGGCUUCACUGUGCGCGCGUGGCUUCAUGCAAUGCGCGGCAUGGUGGACGACAACGUGCCGGGUCACAUCGUUGCUGAUCAGAUGCACCUCUCCAAAGUCUUCUCACAGCCGCCCAUCACACACCUGCUUCCACUCUCACCAGCCUGGCUGCCUGGUUCUCCUCAACAUGGGAUUGGUUGA
This is a messenger RNA of Closterium sp. Naga37s-1, 2769 nucleotides long. The record is from the annotation of a GenBank genome assembly. NCBI's taxonomy places the organism in Eukaryota, Viridiplantae, Streptophyta, Zygnematophyceae, Desmidiales, Closteriaceae.